CAUGUUGCGGUAAUAUUUCCUGGUGGAAGAAUUUUUUCAGAAUAUUUCUUUUUCACUUAUUGAUCAGGUUCUUUGUAGAAAAAAUAUCAUUUUCAUUCGCCAUACGUAACCCGAUUUUCUUUUCAUUCUGGCGCAAACAUGAUUAAUAUCUAAAUCCAAACACUCCAGAGUAAACAAAUGUGAUUAAGUUUCAAUAAAAAAAAUGAUUCUGUGAGUUAAGAAUUGAUGUUGGUUAUAGAUGGCGUAGACUCAAAUGUACAAAAGCGGUUAGAUAACGGGUUAGACUUGAUCGUUUCAGCUCCGUAUUGGCCGACAUCUUGCACGUUCAACAUUCAUAGAAUAUGGUAUGAUUAUGAAGACUUGACAAUGUGCUAUUAUGUUUCAGAAUUUCAUGAUGGGAUAGAACUGUAUGUGAUGUCUUGCAUGUUGAAGGUUUCAUCUAAGACUCGUAUGUUCUUUGUCUAUAAACAGUUGUGAGCCAGUUUGAUGCUGUUUGGCUGUUGCAAAGACUAAAUCAUAGUUAAAACUAAACUCAAAAUGAGUGAACUUUCAAUAAGCGGAACUGUGCAAAAUAAUGGCGAUGAAGGGAUUGGAAUCGCAGCAAGCAACUCGGACAUGGAGUCCGGGGAAGAGGAAGAUGCCACACCAUCAUCACAUCAUAUGUCCAACUCAAAAUAUGAAGAGUUGGACUGUGAAAAUGAUGCUGGAGGGCUAACCACUGAGAAAGGCAACAAAAUUCACCUCCAGUCGCAGGAGGAGGACGAACCACCACGGAAGAGACCCAGACGUGAUCACACCAGGGAUGUGAAUGGGAAAAUUGAGUUUGAAAUUAUUGAUGAGAUUGAGGCUGAUGAAGAAGACCAUGGGAAUGGGGACGAUAGUGAUGAUGACGACCUCUCGGAUGACGAGAUCUACGCAUGGCUGGAGGAGGGAGUAGAUAAGAAUGUCCAGGCGGAGAAGGAUGACAGUAUUCCUGUCGAGAGGGAGAAGGUGGUAUUAAAGGAAAAAGGUCACGAUCCAUUCGACAUUCUCCCUGAAGGCUGGGUUGUGGUGACCCACAACAGCGGCAUGCCGGUCUAUCUGCACAAGGAGUCGAGGGUUUGCACCCUGGCUAGGCCCUACUUCCUCGGACCAGGCAGCGUCCGGAAACACGACAUUCCUCUAAGUGCCAUUCCAUGCUUACAAUACAAACGAGAAAUAGAGAAGGAGAACACAAAUGAUGCCAAUUCCAUUCCUGAAGAGCUGGAACAAACAACAGUCAAAGAAAACGAAGUUUCUGAUACAAAUACUGAGAAGCAAAAUGAGGUUGAGGCAGGGAAUACAAUAAAUUGUGUGGAUCUUGUGCAGAAGACAGCAGGCAUUAUGGAGACAAACUCAAGUGGCCAGGAAACGUCUUCUGCUCUAGCAUUUGGUAGUGUCCGGAAUAUAUCCAAGACUGGCGCUAGUCAAGAUGAAGAGCCAGACAAGACAGCCACUGAGAAUCCCGAUGAAGAGAAAUCCAGUUCUAUACUUGUUACAAAUGCCAUGUCGGAUUCUUCCAAGGUGGGUGCUGUUGGUGGCAAAAAUCAGUUGGUUACAAGCCAGUCGGAAACCUGCCCAUUUAAACCGGUGCAAUCUAGUGUGAAUGUCAGUUUGGAUGAAACUGAAAUGGAUUGUGCCGAAAAUGAAAAUAUAUCCUGUGCCACUACAAGUGCCAAACCAGCGGAGGUGUCUGUUGAAUCUGAGUCAGUCAAUGCCAAGGUCACUCUGGAAGGGGCAUCUAUAAUAGAGAACGGCAUAGCAGGAAGUAACACUGGUGGAGGAAGAGAUUGUGAAAAUGGAGCUGUAGAUAGCACAUCAAGGGAGACAACUCAAGGAGACCAACGAGUGGAAGUACAUCCUGUCAAGGUUGAGAGUGCUGAAGAACGAAGAAAGCAAGCUUCUUUAGACCCACCUGCAGUUAGAGAAUAUUGCUCAAGACUGUUUGAAUUUAGGACAAUUACUGUCAGAAAAUACAAAACUUGGCGAGAUAGACGUAGACAUAUGACUCAGAUGAAGAAACAAUCCCGUCCAGAACUGCCACCCAACACAAAGCUCAUCACUUGUUCCUUAAACGUCCAACUGAAACCUGGAGAUUUCAAGUCCACCAAAAGGAAAGAGUUUCUCCUCAACCCCUCAGGGAAGUCAUAUGUGUGUAUCCUCCACGAGUAUGUUCAACACACCAUGCGAGUCCAGCCAAGAUAUAUUUUCAAAGAAAUGGAAAGUGCCCUAACUCCCUACAGUGCUACAGUUGUGAUAAAUGAUGUGGAGUAUGGAGUCGGCUAUGCAUCCAGUAAGAAAGCCGCUAAACUUGAAGCUGCCAAAGACACCCUCAACAUUCUCAUUCCGGAAAUGAACAAGGUCACAGAUGACCAGAAAGGGGAGGGCGAGGAUCUGUCGUUCUUUGAUGAAAUCAAGAUUGAAGAUCCUCGAAUCUAUGAACUGGGGAACAAAGCAGGACAGCCUAGCCCAUAUCAGAUACUCUGUGAAUGCCUUAGAAGGAACUACGGACUGGGUGAGACCCUGCAUGUGUAAGACUGGGUUGAUGUUGCAGGAACUACGGACUGGGUGAGACCCUGCAUGUGUAAGACUGGGUUGAUGUUGCAGGAACUACGGACUGGGUGAGACCCUGCAUGUGUAAGACUGGGUUGAUGUUGCAGGAACUACGGACUGGGUGAGACCCUGCAUGUGUAAGACUGGGUUGAUGUUGCAGGAACUACGGACUGGGUGAGACCCUGCAUGUGUAAGACUGGGUUGAUGUUGCAGGAACUACGGACUGGGUGAGACCCUGCAUGUGUAUAAGACUGGGUUGAUGUUGCAGGAACUACGGACUGGGUGAGACCCUGCAUGUGUGUAAGACUGGGUUGAUGUUGCAGGAACUACGGACUGGGUGAGACCCUGCAUGUGUAUAAGACUGGGUUGAUGUUGCAGGAACUACGGACUGGGUGAGACCCUGCAUGUGUAUAAGACUGGGUUGAUGUUGCAGGAACUACGGACUGGGUGAGACCCUGCAUGUGUAUAAGACUGGGUUGAUGUUGCAGGAACUACGGACUGGGUGAGACCCUGCAUGUGUAUAAGACUGGGUUGAUGUUGCAGGAACUACGGACUGGGUGAGACCCUGCAUGUGUAUAAGACUGGGUUGAUGUUGCAGGAACUAUGGACUGGGUGAGACCCUGCAUGUGUAUAAGACUGGGUUGAUGUUGCAGGAACUACGGACUGGGUGAGACCCUGCAUGUGUAUAAGACUGGGUUGAUGUUGCAGGAACUACGGACUGGGUGAGACCCUGCAAGUGUAUAAGACUGGGUUGAUGUUGCAGGAACUACGGACUGGGUGAGACCCUGCAUGUGUAUAAGACUGGGUUGAUGUUGCAGGAACUACGGACUGGGUGAGACCCUGCAUGUGUAUAAGACUGGGUUGAUGUUGCAGGAACUACGGACUGGGUGAGACCCUGCAUGUGUAUAAGACUGGGUUGAUGUUGCAGGAACUACGGACUGGGUGAGACCCUGCAUGUGUAUAAGACUGGGUUGAUGUUGCAGGAACUACGGACUGGGUGAGACCCUGCAUGUGUGUAAGACUGGGUUGAUGUUGCAGGAACUACGGACGGGGUGAGACCCUGCAUGUGUGUAAGACUGGGUUGAUGUUGCAGGAACUACGGACUGGGUGAGACCCUGCAUGUGUGUAAGACUGGGUUGAUGUUGCAGGAACUACGGACUGGGUGA
This is a messenger RNA of Haliotis rufescens (red abalone), 3737 nucleotides long. RefSeq names its product microprocessor complex subunit DGCR8-like. Gene Ontology annotation, molecular function: identical protein binding; primary miRNA binding; heme binding. Gene Ontology annotation, cellular component: microprocessor complex. The record is from RefSeq and is a predicted model, not a curated record. Bases 538 to 2553 code for a protein of 671 amino acids. Gene Ontology annotation, biological process: primary miRNA processing. Lineage: Eukaryota; Metazoa; Mollusca; Gastropoda; Lepetellida; Haliotidae. The transcript has 13 exons.